AUGCCACCUAAAACUCGACUAAAACCUGCUGCCGUUACUAGCACCAAGCUAUUCAAUAAGCAAAAAACUGGUGUCAACGAGGCUCCCAAUGAAUACCUUUACCUCAAAAAUCAUCUCAACAAUCCUGAACACAACUCAAACGAUCUUUCUGAAAAUAGUUCUCAAUCUACUAGUUUUUCUGAUUACCCAGAUCAAGCUACCUUUAGAAUCGAUCAAUUAUGCACACAAUCUUACCUUACUAAACGCAAAACACCUAUUGACAAUUGGCAUAUAAUCGAAUCAGACCACGAUGUAUUUACAAAGAUGAUCAAAUCAUAUGGGAUUAGAGACAUUAUCGCUCGAGAGGUCGUUACUUUGAACUUUGAUGAGCUUAGGGAGACCACUCAAGUAUAUGGCCUUAUUUUCGUGUCGGAUUAUAAAGACCAAAAAUCCAAUGAAUACGCUGCUCCCAACGAUCCAGACGAUCCGGACGAUCCCGAAGUCAAAGAUUUUUUUUUCGCAACUAAAGUUGUCAAGAAUGCAUGUGCUACAGCUGCACUUUUAAGUGUUCUCCUUAACUGUGAUAGCAGUCUUGAGACUUGUAAAGAACUCAAGAAUUUGAAUAGAUUAUCUAAAAGAGCCAAUUCAGAUGAUGUAGGUGCUGCCAUUGGUAAAAGUAAAAUGUUACGUGAAACGAACAAUUCACUUUCCAGCCCAGAGAUCAAUGCAGUAUCCUCAAGUUCUGAAUGCUCUGACUAUCAUUUUGUGAGCUAUGUAUUCAAGAAUGGGUUCCUAUGGGAGACGGAUAGUACAAAAUCUGCACCUGUGAAAAUAAAACUUUCCCCUGCUGAAAACUGGGUCGAUUCAGUAAAAGGAAUUUUAGAAGAGUUAAUCGAAAGAACCCCUUUCAACAACUCCUUCAACUUAAUUGCGAUUGUACAUGAUGAACUAUCUAGCUACAAAAGACUUUUUCACGAGAAAAAUAUGUCUGCCAAUGCAUAUAGAAACCGAAUAAAACUUGAAAAGAAAACAUUGGAAGAAGCCGAAAAGUCGAGUUCGACUUCGUUAGAAUACACAGCUUCGGAUCAGCUAGUUACCAAACAUGUUCUACGCGUACUUACGAAGAAGUAUACCAAAAUUGAAGCUGACCUAACAGUUAUCAAGAAGAAGAUUUUAAAAUUCACAAGAAAGAGAGAGGAAGAACGGAUUAAUAAAGUGCGCAGGAAGCACGACUAUUAUCCUUUCAUUGACGCUUUUAUAAGGACUCUUCAUAAUAAAAGCUUACUGCCUGAUGCACCAUUGGGGAAGUAAAGUCCAAUUAUUUCAAGUUUAAAUAUACGUGUAUCAGCUUUAACGUUGGCAAAAAAAAAGUUAAGCCAUUCCAAAAGAAUAUCAUUUUUUCUCACUUAUUAUUUAAACCAGUCAAACAGUUAGGGUAAAUAUACACUUAAUAUACUCAACUUCAACCAUC
Molecule: messenger RNA, 1450 nt
Organism: Phycomyces blakesleeanus NRRL 1555(-)
Lineage: Eukaryota; Fungi; Mucoromycota; Mucoromycetes; Mucorales; Phycomycetaceae
Exons: 10
Coding region: 1-1290 (429 amino acids)
Biological process (GO): ubiquitin-dependent protein catabolic process; protein deubiquitination
Cellular component (GO): cytoplasm
Molecular function (GO): cysteine-type deubiquitinase activity
Source: RefSeq, a predicted model, not a curated record